Hemiscyllium ocellatum (epaulette shark) is the source of this 6481-nucleotide messenger RNA. It is a transcript of the gene appl2, whose product is annotated as adaptor protein, phosphotyrosine interaction, PH domain and leucine zipper containing 2. Gene Ontology annotation, molecular function: protein binding. The transcript is spliced from 21 exons. Gene Ontology annotation, biological process: signaling. Bases 83 to 2065 code for a protein of 660 amino acids. The record is from RefSeq and is a predicted model, not a curated record. Gene Ontology annotation, cellular component: cytoplasm; endosome membrane. Lineage: Eukaryota; Metazoa; Chordata; Chondrichthyes; Orectolobiformes; Hemiscylliidae.
UGUCGUCGUGUGGGUAGAUCUGUCGGUUUUUGUGGCCUGUGUUGGUCUGUGAGUUUCUGCCUGCCCCGGGUCUCUGGUGAAGAUGCCGCCUGUAGAUAAACUGCUGCUGGAGGAGGCGCUGCAGGACAGCCCACAGACACGAUCGUUGCUAAGUGUGUUUGAAGAAGAUGCAGGCACACUAACAGAAUAUACAAACCAGUUGUUGCAGGCCAUGCAGCGGGUGUAUGGUGCUCAGAAUGAAAUGAGUAUAGCAACACAACAACUAUCCAAACAGCUUCUUGCAUAUGAGAAACAGAAUUUCGCUUUGAGCAAAGGGGACGAUGAAGUGAUUUCUACUCUCCAACGGUUUGCCAGGGUUGUAAAUGAGCUAAAUUCUCUUCAUACAGAACUAGCUAAACAGGUCGCUGACACAAUGAUCUUCCCAAUGAUACAAUUCAGGGAAAGGGAUCUCACAGAAGUAAGCACUUUAAAAGAUUUGUUUCUUCUUGCUACUAAUGAACAUGAUGUGGCAAUGGCAAAAUACAGCAAACUGCCCAAGAGAAGAGAAAAUGAAAAGUUGAAGGCAGAAGUAGUAGCAGAAGUAGCGACUGCCAGAAGAAGGCAGCACCAGUGUUCCUUGCAAUACUUUUGUGCCUUAAACGCUCUACAAUAUAGGAAGAGGGUGGCAAUGUUGGAUCCAUUGCUUGGCUUCACACAGGGUCAGAUCAACUUUUUCAAGAUGGGAGUGGAAAUGUUUUCAAAGAAGCUCGAAGAAUUUUUGUCUUCUGUUGCAACCAUGGUUCAAAGUAUCCAAGGGCAACUGGAUGAAGAGGCUGAAAGCAUGAGAUUGGUCCAACAGGAGCUGCUGCUGGCCAAUGAGUCCAUCUAUAUUCCUGACAGCAACACUACUACAUCAAAACCAGCUAACAGAAACCUCCUUCAAAAGGCUGGCUACCUGAAUAUUCGAAAUAAAACAGGCCUGGUGUCUACAUCCUGGGAACGGUUAUAUUUUUUUACACAAGGAGGUAACCUGAUGUGCCAGCCACGAGGGGCAGUAGCUGGUGGACUGAUCAUGGACCUGGAUAAUUGCUCGGUUAUGGCAGUAGAUUGUGAGGACAGAAGAUACUGUUUCCAGAUUACUUCACCUUCAGGAAAAAUGAGCAUUAUCCUUCAAGCAGAAGGCAAGCAGGAAUAUGAAGAGUGGAUUUGCACCAUUAAUAAUAUUUCUAGGCAGAUCUACCUGACUGACAACCCCGAGGCUACUGCAAUCAGGCUGAACCAGACAGCAGUGGAAGCAGUAACACCUAUGUCCACAUUUCAGAAAAAACAUGAAAGUCUACGUCCUGAGACAGCCGAACAUGAGUCUACAGAAGCUGUGAGCAGGGACCAAUGUUUGACAGAUGCCCCAGAAUCUACAGAUCCACUUGUAAUCCCUGGAACCCCGAUUCAGUUUGACCUCUGUUCAACAAGUGAGGACUUUGAUUACAACAAAUCUGUCAGCAGACGCCUAAACCCGUUUGGAGAAUCAGAUCAUGACAAAGCUGCAACUUCGAAGGAUUUGCUUCUGCACCAAGAGUUUACAGUGAGGUUUUUAGGCUCCAUAGAAGCAAGAACCGACCAGAAUGAUGAGUUAAUUUAUGAGACAAUGAGGCAGGUGUUGGCUGCUCGAGCAAUCCAUAAUGUCUUCCGUAUGACAGAAUUUCAGAUGAUAGUCAGCUCCAGGGAACUGAGAUUCACCGAUCCACAAACUCAGGUUAAAAAAGCAAGUUUUGCCCUCAGCGAUGUGACACUGUACACUACUCAUCAAGAUAACAAGAGGUUAAUUGGGUUUGUGGCGCGAGCUUCUGAUGUGCAAGCAGAGCGCAAAACAUUGCUGAAUUGCUGUAUUUUUGAGACAAAUGAUGACGGAGUAAAGAUAUGUGCUAUUAUUGAUCUUGCAAGAAAGAUUAAUCAGGCAGAAAAGGACCCAGAAACUUUAGCCUUACUCAUGAAGUCAUUAAAACUCAGUGCUGAUGGAAAGUUCCUUUUACUUAGUCAGCAGAUGGACAAAGAAGAAGCUGAAGAGGGUUUUGAAUCAGAAGCAUAACAUCUGCUCAGAAUGUUGAAGCAGUCACAACACAAGCAUUAAUCUCCAACAAUUUCUUUGAUUUGCAGUUGUCUUUUCAUUAUGUAAAAAAUGUAUUUCUUCUUUGAAUUUUAGACCAGUAAAGCAACGGGUGAAUUUGGUAUUGGAUGAAGGAUAUGCUUACUUUGGGAAUGAAGAAUCAGUGUUCGUUAUUGUCCUAGUAAUUCAGGGCUGGUUUACAGGAUAAGCAUAAAACUAUCAAUUACUCAAACUGACAUUUACUAAAUAGAUUGAAGUGCCUAUACUUUGAAAAGCUUAUUCACAAUAGAAUGCAUUGAGGUAUUCUCUUUUUCAAUAAAAGAAAGAUUAUAUGUGUUAUAAAAAUGAGGGUAAAGAUUACAACCUUUCAAGACAUCAGGAUGCAACAAUUGCUUUAUGUUCAGAAAUAGAUGUAAAGGCGAGAGAGACAGACAUAUCAGGUUGCUGAUAAUUAUCUUCAUUAAGUAUUAUUGCACUACUACCUAAUGUGCACUUCACCUAACUGAAGAAGUAUUUGGUGGGGUGAUAAUGUCAUACAGAUGUAUUGGCAUUUUAAAGCUGGAAUUAGUAUUAAUGUGUUCAGUCAACAUUCAAAUAUGUUACAUUGCCACAUGGAAAUACAGAAUCAGAAUCAGAAUUCACCUGUCUCACUUGCUUCCCCAUAAUUUAGCUAAAACAAUGAGAGAGCACAUUCCUUCCACAACCUGAUUGUCCUUAUUUAUCCCAUUCAUCAAUUGCCGUAUUGAUUUUCUUCCAUUACAGUUUAUCAGGUGGACUCAAAAAUAUCACUCCGUACCCAUCAGCUUUAAGGGUAGUCAUUUAUGAUUCUGGCCUUGCCAAAAAUGAUUAAAUUAAUUAGAAGAAUCAUACAGCAUGGAACUAGUCCAAGUUAACCAUGUCCCCCAAAUUAAAGUCGUCCCACCUGCAUGUGUUUGGCCAUAUCCCUCCAAACCUUUCCUAUUAAUGUACUUUUCAUAUCUUUCUGCAUACUUUAAAAAUAUGCCCCCUAGUUUUGAACUCCCCCACCUUGGGGAAAACACCUUUGCUAUUCACCUUAUCUAUGCCCCUCAUUUUCUAAACCUCAACCUCCUCUGCUUCAGUGAAAAAAGUGCCAGCUAACUUCCAUUCCUAGCAAAUUCUGGUAAAUGUUUUCUGAAUCCUCUCCAGUUUAAUAUAAUAUCCUUCCUAUAGUAUGGUGACUAUAACUGCAAACACUACUCCAAAGGUGGUUUCAACAUGAUGUCCCAACUCCUACACUCAAAGGUCUGAACAAUGCAGGCAAGUGUGCUAAAUGCCUUCUUAACUACCCUACCAGUGGCUCUAAUUUGAAAGAAUUAUGUACCUGAACCCCUAGGUCUCCUCGUUUGUUCUACCAAAAUACAAUACCUUGCAUUUAUCCAAAUUAAACUCCAUCUGUCACUCCUUAGUUCAUUGACCCAAUUGACCAAUAUCUCUUUGUAAUCUUAGGUCACUUUGUUCACUGGAGAAUUAAUGGUGCAUCACUGGAAUUGGAGUGUGCUUUAAAAAUGGGACAGAAUACCAGUCUGUAACUUUAUUUACUGCAUCUUUCAUUACAAUUCAUUCCAUCAUAUUAUAACCUACAUGUUAUUUGUAAAUAUCUGCUAUGAAAUGACCACUGUCUCAAUCCCUGCUUGUAAGUGAGAUGAUUUGGAUGUAGAGGAUUGCUACAUCAUAUUUGAGUUCUGGAUCCAGUUUGUGGGCAUGGAUCAAUCCCUAAAUAAUAUUUGCUUAAUUCUAAACCUUGUUUUAGGACUAGAGGAGGAGAAUUCCAGCAGCAGGAAAUGUUAUCCUUAACCAGCUGGCUGUCCUCCUCUACAGUGAGUGCUCAACAGUGGAACAGAGUGAAAAAGACUUGACCUCACUUAUACACUUAAAACCACAAGAUGGAAGGAAACUCGCUGCAAGAAACAAGGUUCAUAGAAGCUCAGAAAUUACACUGUCUGAGACCCUUUGUGAUACACAUCCUCUGUCAUUAUAUAUUUAUGCUCGAUAUUCUUUCUUCAAAUAACUCAGUCCCUGCCAGUCUCUCCAAUUCCAUCAGGAGAUAGCUUUUUACUAAAAUAUAUUUCUCCUUGUUUUCUGCAGUAAGCUGCAUAAUGAUAUUGCUAAAUCCAAUAAUGAAAAUGUUAUCUUUCUCCACAUCUGAAUAAUUUGAAGUAAUGAUAAAGUUUUAGUGAAAAUUUAGUGCUUCCUACUAUUUAUGUACUACUGUUACCAAAUUUAUCCAGUACUCUUUCUGAUCCCAAGCUACCCAGUUCACUAUUAUCGUUAUAUUCUUUGUCUUCACUCCUGUUCCUCACAGAAAAUUGCACGAGGCACAGGUAAGUUUCAUUGCCCACAGUAAAGAUUAACUGGUCAAUGUUGUUCUACAGUAUCCCUUCCAUUUUCCUUUGCAAUCUUUGGUGCAAUUCACAGUUCCUGUGGGAAUUUUUCAUUAGUGUCACUGCAUUUUCCUUAAUAGACCUCCAAACGCAAAUGCACCCUAUCUGGUUUAGGUUCUGUUUCUCUUCAUACUAUUGUGUUUGAGGUACAGAUUAAUAUUACAAAAUAUGUUCUCAUUUUCAACCUGAUUUUCAAAUUCCACCAUGGCUUUGCCACUCAAAAAGUCCUGAAAUCUGAAUGCUAAUUUUGGUAUUUUAUUCAUUCCUCCAUUAGUGACUCUGCCUUCAGCUGCUAAAGCUAUCAGGGUCCAUCUGCCCUAUACCCUCCUGAAAGAUAGCCUUCCAUUUAUGGCUCAGUGUCAAACACAUACUUUUCAACACCCUUUAUUGUAGUGGUAAGCUGUAUUAUCUCCUCACUCCUUCCUACUGCAGCAUUCCUCCAUUUCAUUGUACUUGGGUAAUGAGACUUAGGUGCAAUUUCUUUAAAUAUCCCUGCAUGUGGGUAGGUACAAGCUCUUUCCAGAAUUUAUACAAGUAAUCUGUUGGUAACACAUUCAUCUGAGCCACACACUGGAUUCUCAUCCAAUCUAAAGACUUCAGUAUGUAAUCUAGAUUGAUAUGCAACAUUGAAAUGUGCGACAUGCUCAAAGGUGCCAUAUUGCAGAUGAUCUGUUAAACUGAGGCCCUGUUACAGGUAGAUAUAAUAGACCUCACAAAGCUAAAGGGAAUGUUUCUGGUAUUUUAACUUGUAUUUACCUCCUAAUUGCCAUCAGUAAAACAUUUUGUUAUUCAUCACUUCUGUUUGAGAGAACUUGUUGGGGGACACACUGGCUACCAGUACACGAUACUUAAAGUACUUCAGUAGCUAUGAAGUGCAUUGUGGCAUCCUGAUGUGAUGAAAGACUAUAUAAAUGUAAAUGUGGUUUUAAACAAUUUAUAUUAAUAUACGGAUGCUUACUGCUAUGAUGAAAACAGCUUGUCUCUAACAUUUUUAUCAAUGCUUGUUCACAAGAUAAGGAUUUAAAGAGCAUUAUCACCCACUUUUGUGGUUCUCCUGCAUGUAUUACACUCCAGUGAAUGGGAACCUUACAACAACUUUGUUAAUUUUACUUUCAUAAUGUUCUAUUCUAGAAGCAAGUAUGUUUAGUUUAUAACAUGUCCUAAUUACAAACUCCAGUUUUCUUUUCCAUUAGACAAAAGCAACUUGAUGUUUUUGAUUAUUUGUGACUGAGUUUACUUCAUUAUCUCUCUGGGUGAUCCUCUCUAAGAUUCUUGUAUCUUCAUUAUGUAUCCCUUCUUACAUGUUUCAAAUCAAAAUUUCUGCCAGCUGCAAAAAAGACUUCAGAAGAAGGGGCUUUAACAUCUCCCCCUACCCCAGCAGCUAGCACUCCAAUUUAAAUUAAAGAUUACUACAGGAAUAUGCAAAACAGGAAUCAUUUUUCAUGGUUAACUUUGAAGUCAAAGUAAUUUCUAAAUUUUUAUUCAGAGGAUGUGGGCAUAAUUAGUCACCAAUUAUCUAUCCCUAACUGCCCUGGUGGUGGACACUACCACCUUGAACUAUGGUCCACAGUGCUUGUAUAGAGUUCCAAGAUUUAGACGAUGGCAGUGAAGGAAUGGCAAUAUAAUUCCAAGUCAGGAAUGCGUGGGUUCGGAGGGGGACUUGCAGGUGAUUGUAGUCUCAUAUAUCUGCUGCCCUUGUCACUGGAUUUGGAACAGCCUGUUGAAAGAGCUUCGAGUUGCUCCAUGAUCUUGUAGAUGGUGCACACUGCUGCUCCUGUGGUUCCAUGGUGUGUGGGGGCUGCUAAUUAAGUGGACUGCUUUGUGCUGAAUGGUAUUGAGCUUUUUAAUCAAAGUUAAAAUUUCCUAUUUACAAGUGAUGGUACCAGUGGGAUGAAGAAUUACCAAAUAAUACUAUGUACUUCUACUUUUAUAAAUCUACUUAGUGCUUUGAGGCUGCUGUUGCACAUUGUGAAAUGAGUUCCAUAUUUUCUGGUUA